GCCCAGCCGAGCGGACUCCCCCCGGGGCCGCGCUGCAGUCCUCCGCGCUCCUCCUAUCAUGCCACCGGCCCGGGCAGGGGCCGCCCAAGCAGCCAGGACAUCAUGCCCGAGGGCGGCGGUGUCGACAGCGGGGAGGUGCCUGAGCUCAUUCCGGACGGCGAGCAGCUGCGGGAGGAGCAGCGGCCCCUGAAACAGUCCCUGGGAAGCUCCCUGUGCCGCGAGUCGCACUGGAAGUGCCUGCUCCUCACGCUGCUUAUCCACGCCUGUGGUGCUGUGGUGGCCUGGUGUCGCCUGGCCACAGUACCGCGGCUGGUCCUGGGGCCCGAGGCAGCCUUGGCCCGCGGGGCUGGGGGCCCUCCACCCACCUACCCAGCCAGCCCCUGCUCCGAUGGCUAUCUAUACAUCCCACUGGCCUUUGUCUCCCUCCUCUACCUCCUCUACCUGGCUGAGUGCUGGCACUGUCACGUGCGCUCAUGCCAGGCGCCACGCACUGAUGCCAAUACCGUGCUCGCCCUGAUCCGCCGGCUGCAGCAGGCACCACCCUGUGUCUGGUGGAAGGCCACCAGCUAUCACUACGUGCGUCGCACACGCCAGAUCACCCGCUACCGCAAUGGCGAUGCCUACACCACCACACAGGUCUACCACGAGAGGGCUGACAGCCGCACGGCUCGUGGCGAGUUCGACUACUCAGCCCACGGCGUCCGUGAUGUCUCCAAGGAGCUCGUGGGCCUGGCUGACCACGCAGCCACGCGGCUACGCUUCACCAAGUGCUUCAGCUUUGGCAGUGCCGAGGCCGAGGCCUCAUACCUCACUCAGAGAGCCCGCUUCUUCAGCGCCAACGAGGGCCUGGACGAUUACCUGGAGGCCCGCGAGGGCAUGCACCUGAAGGACGUGGACUUUCGCGAAUCCCUCAUGGUCUUUGCUGACCCCCACAGCCCACCCUGGUACGCCCGCGCGUGGGUCUUCUGGCUUGUGUCGGCGGCCACACUCUCUUGGCCACUGCGUGUCGUGGCAGCCUACGGCACAGCCCACGUGCACUACCAGGUGGAGAAGCUAUUUGGCGCCAGCUCACCCCCGCCAGGGGCUAUGCCCAGUGGGCCCCCACUCUCCCGUGUGGCAACGGUGGACUUCACCGAGCUCGAGUGGCACAUCUGCUCUAACCGGCAACUAGUGCCCAGCUACUCGGAGGCUGUGGUCAUGAGCGCUGGCUCAGGCGCCUACCUCCGUGGCUGCCAGCGCUGCCGCCGCUCUGUCAGCAGCAACUCCAACUCGCUGCCCCCUGCCCGGCCCAGUGGGCCCCGCCUGCCCUUCAGCCGCAGCCGCCUCUCACUAGGAGCUGGAGGCCGGGCCACACCAGGGGUUUUCCGCAGCCUGAGUGGGGGGCCCCUGGGGCGCCGUGGAGAGGACACGGAGCCUCUGGAGAGCCCACCAUGCUACGAGGACGCCCUUUACUUCCCGGUGCUCAUUGUCCAUGGGGACAGCGGCUGCCAGGGGGAUGGGCAGGGGGCGCUCUGAGACCCCCAUGGCCCCCAGAGUGGCCCCCUCCUCACCAUCUCACCAUUGGCUUAGAUGCCUGAGGAUUCGUAAAACAGGAGGGAAAACAGACCAGCCACAUACAAGGGGUGGGAGUUGGGGUGGGGUUCCUUAAACAGACUAAAAUGCAGUGACCCGUGGUUAUUUUAGGGGAAAGGAUGCCACCUACGUUGAGUCCCCAGCAUGGCUCCCCCCACCAGGUCCCACCCCCUGUGAUGGCAGGUGAUCUGGCUUGGGGACCUCUCAUGCUGGGCAGGAGAGGAAGAUUCCGGAAAGGCCGGGAUGGGGACCGAGUCCGGGGGACAGCUGUUGACUGCAGCAGAGGGCUGCCUGUGGACUCUGCCUAGUCCUGGCUGAAGCCACACUGGAAGCCCUUGAGCAACUCAGAAGCACAAAUUGGUGGUUUGGGGCCAUGCCCAACUGGGCUGGCCUUCCCGAAUCUAAGAGCUGGCUAUGGUAGCACCGUGGCCUUGGCCCCACUCCCUGCCCCAAAUUCCCAUCUUCCUCCCCUGAUAGGUCCCUCCCCGCAAGCCCUCUUUCCUCAGCUCAAGGCCAGUCCCUGAUUGGACCCUGCAGUGCAGCCUCCUCCACUGGGUGCCUGGUCCUCGGAGCACAACCCUCCCCACUUUAACCCCCAUGAUUUUCCCCCUGGUGCCCACUACACUGUCCCCAUCCAGCUACCUUACAACCCAGGGUUCCCACCAUGGCCCCCACACCCUGUGAUCUCUGCUUCUGCCUCCCAACAUCUGUGCCUCUGUCCGCCAUGCACAUGCCCCUAGCUUCUCUGUCACUCCCCCCAGCUUUUCUGCUCUUCACCUUCCUGAUGAUCCUCGGGACCCAGGGCCACAGGGCAUCCGAGGGGCCCUGGCCUCAGUCACAGCCUCUUGGACGAUGCCCUGGCUCUGUCAUGGAGGACUCUGCCUCACCCAUCGGUGGGGCCUGGCCCAGAGGACCCAGCCCCUCCCCAGGGAGGAGAGAGUAGUCCCUUCCCUUCCAACUGGGGCUUCCACCCCCUCUCAGGGGCCGGUGGGGGAGGGAGGAGGCAGAGAAGAUGCAGAUUAAAUAAAGGUAUUAAAUGGAA
Molecule: messenger RNA, 2614 nt
Organism: Tupaia belangeri chinensis (Chinese tree shrew)
Lineage: Eukaryota; Metazoa; Chordata; Mammalia; Scandentia; Tupaiidae
Gene: TMEM151A
Product: transmembrane protein 151A
Exons: 3
Coding region: 103-1515 (470 amino acids)
Source: RefSeq, a predicted model, not a curated record